UUUAGUUUUUUUUUAAUUUAUUGAUUGAUGACUAUCAUUUAAUUUUUUCCAUUUUAAUUACCAAGUUACCAAUUACCAAUUAGUAGCUAAACAAUUUAUUGUUUUGAUUCUGUUGCCAUGGCCAAUACAAUGAUGAUUGUCAACACAAUAUUCGCCAUAUUCAUUGUCAAUUCAAUGCUGACCAUUAUAAUGGGACAGGCUGCUGAACAAUGUCAAAAUUUCGGUGGCAGCGGUCUUGAUGUUUAUCCCCGAGAAGGUCGUCUUCAUUCGGGUGAAAGUUCACAUCGCCUUCAUUGGUCAAAGGCACAAAUUAUGAAACCUGCACCGUAUUGGGAAGGAACUGCCGUCGUUUCGGGUGAUCUUAAAGAGAUGAAUCUCACACAAUUUCGUGGCAAAUAUCUUGUAUUCUUUUUCUAUCCAUUAGAUUUCACGUUCGUAUGUCCAACCGAAAUAAUUGCAUUCAGUGAUCGUAUCAAAGAAUUUAAAGCCAUCAAUACCGAAGUUGUCGCAUGUUCCGUUGAUUCACCUUAUACACAUUUAGCUUGGAUAAAAACAUCUCGUAAACAAGGUGGACUUGGACAUUUAAACAUUCCAUUGCUAUCGGAUCAAACGCAUCAAAUUUCCAAAGAUUAUGGUGUCUAUGUUGAAGAUUUGGGCCACAGCCUUAGAGGACUAUUUAUUAUCGAUAAGAAUGGCAUAUUACGUCAGAUUACUAUGAAUGAUCUACCAGUUGGUCGAUCUGUUGAUGAAACAUUACGUCUGGUACAAGCAUUCCAAUAUACUGAUCAACAUGGUGAAGUAUGUCCAGCAAAUUGGAAACCUGGUUCAGAAACAAUCAUUCCUGAUCCGAAAGAAAAAUUGAUUUAUUUUGAAAAAUUCGAUGAUGCUAAAUCAGAACUUUGAACAGAAAAAAAAUUCAAUUUAUAUUUCUUUAUUUUUAUAAAUUUUAAAAUUUGCUCACAGAUCUGUUUUGUCGUAAAUAAAAUCUCAACAAUCGAUUGGACCAUGGAUUUUUCGAACUAAUA
This is a messenger RNA of Dermatophagoides farinae (American house dust mite), 1025 nucleotides long. RefSeq names its product peroxiredoxin. NCBI's taxonomy places the organism in Eukaryota, Metazoa, Arthropoda, Arachnida, Sarcoptiformes, Pyroglyphidae. Gene Ontology annotation, cellular component: cytosol; endoplasmic reticulum. Gene Ontology annotation, biological process: cellular response to stress; cell redox homeostasis; response to oxidative stress. Gene Ontology annotation, molecular function: thioredoxin peroxidase activity. The record is from RefSeq and is a predicted model, not a curated record.